Rhizoctonia solani is the source of this 1671-nucleotide messenger RNA. Its product is annotated as Fungal Zn(2)-Cys(6) binuclear cluster domain. The transcript is spliced from 6 exons. Gene Ontology annotation, biological process: positive regulation of transcription by RNA polymerase II. The coding region runs from base 1 to 1671 and encodes 556 amino acids. Gene Ontology annotation, cellular component: nucleus. Gene Ontology annotation, molecular function: zinc ion binding; DNA-binding transcription factor activity, RNA polymerase II-specific; transcription cis-regulatory region binding. NCBI's taxonomy places the organism in Eukaryota, Fungi, Basidiomycota, Agaricomycetes, Cantharellales, Ceratobasidiaceae. The record is from RefSeq and is a predicted model, not a curated record.
AUGUAUGCCAAAAGAGUAUCUGGGCCUUAUCCAUUGAGCUGCAUCACUUGUCGGGAAAGGCGAAAGAAAUGUGAUAGAACACAUCCAGCUUGUAACCGAUGCAAAGCUAGUGGGUUCACAUGCUUGGGAUAUGCAUCAAGAAACACCGGUUCGAAUUCUCCUGCUGUCGUAACAGGAUCGGCUUCACAAGUUCAAUCCAUUGGGCCACCUGAUGCAGAAUUACCGCGCACUGAUCGAGGUGAAAAUUCUUCCACAAUCCACACGCAUCGCAUAGACGUCACUCAGGUUUCGAGACCUAUAUCCGACACAUUCAACAUUCCUAAUGUGCAUUCACAGACGCAAGCCGCUAUUGCGUCACCCCAACAACCACCUGCCACAUCUUUAGAACAGCUCCUAACUGGCAAUUGCGGUGAUUCCGGAUCAUUCUUCGAUUUGAAUCUCCUACAUAACUUCGGUUCUCUUACUUCUACCGGGCCCGCCGAGACCGCCGAAUACCAGACCAAGGAGUCUUCAACCAAGUCCUCUUUGAAUGACUGCGAAAUAGAAACAAAUUCAAAUUUGCCAGCUGGCUAUGAUUCAAUAUGGGUAUCAUGUUUGAGGAGCAUUGCUUUGGCACGGGUCAAGGAAAUGCACCCAAGUUGUACUCUGUACAUCAGUCCUGAUACUUCGGCCGUAGCGGUAGAGUAUAUCACAUCGCAAUAUGGACGUGCCUAUAACUUAAUGUCCCUGGAGUUAGCGAGCCAAAAAGAAAGCUUUUUCAAAUUUUGGAUUUCUGUAGGAAUCACCCUAUCGAAAAGUGCAUUCUGGUCACUCUUUAUCGGCGCAAAGAUCUAUGAAGCCGUAAUGUCUAAUUACACCACGAUCAGCAAACAAUACAUCAAAACUCUAGACAAAUUCGAGCGACAAAUUGCUUCGCUGAACCGAAAUGGGAUGCCCAUAGAAGAACUAACUGGCUGGUUAUUUGCAGCCUUGGAACUGUUCGAAUUGAGAUUCUUAAUUAACUCUCGCCUUGCUUAUAAAACGAUCACUCUCGCCGUGCCAAUAUUCCUAGACAUCCUAGCUCUGGAGUCAACAAUCUGGUGUGCACCAACGGGAGAUUUUAGGACAUUCGGGCCGUCUCUCCAUAGCACGCUCGUAUCCCCCCAAGUUGGACUCGGAAGAUUCGCAAUGGCUGAUGUAAUAAUGUCGCUGUUUACUGGACUCCCACAGUUCGCACCUUGGGAAGCGAGCUUUCUGCCUGAAUUGGCCCAUCUUGGCUGGGAAGAAUGGAUUCCUGGGUGUCCGCUCAUUUUCCUCCUGGUUUUCAGCCGGGUGAACGCUUGGAGGCAUCGAGACGCAUCUGUAUUCCAUGAUCCAGAUGGAUGGUUGCUUUGUGAAAAGCAAGUAAAAGAAUGGCGUCCAGAUUGUUGUGUUGUGGAUCAAACCCAGUCUUGGCAAGUUAUUGGGAGGCUGGCUAUUCAAGAGGCUCUUCGACAUACGACAUUGAUAUACUUGUAUAUGGGAAUGUGUGGGCUCAAGAGUGGUGACCACCGGGUCCAAGCGUCCUGCAAACAAAUAGCCCAGAUCUGCAAAUUAGUACAUGCCAACCCGAACAUGUCGGUCCACCUCUACUUUUCCGCACUAGUCGCGGGUAUAUGCGCAGUCAACGAAAACACGAUCUGUCAUUUUUAA